Molecule: messenger RNA, 1272 nt
Organism: Ciona intestinalis (vase tunicate)
Lineage: Eukaryota; Metazoa; Chordata; Ascidiacea; Phlebobranchia; Cionidae
Source: RefSeq, a predicted model, not a curated record
UUAUGUGCUUAAGGUGUCCCGUCUUACCUCACCCUACAAUAUAUAAACAUGGAUUGUAACAGAAACUUAUAAAUCUUACAUUUUAUUAACUGGGCAAAAAACACAGAUUUUUUUGAACAGUUUUAACACCAUCAUUACAGUUUCUAUAUAUAUAAUAAAACGAUCGUCUUCAUGUUAAACGUUACGCAUAUUUUACAUUUUAAAUACGAAAGAUGGUUUUAGUUUUUACACCUAACGAAAUAAAUAAAAUAUCAAAUAUAUGUUUGUGUUGAAAACUGUUGCGUUAUUUGGAAAUUUUAAAGUGUAACUUCACCUGUGUUCGACUGGAUCAGAUUUUUGAAACUUUUUCUUUUUCUUCGUCAGCACUCGUACUCGUUCUUGCCAACUGUAGCAGACGCGUCUGGAAGAGGAAAGCCACCUUCGGGCAGACUGGAUGAAGCCGUAAGCUUCAAGACCACUAAUCUGAUGGAAAGAAUAACAUAUUGGUUAAAAUUUGGAGCAAAUUUUAGAUUAAGUAAACAUGCAGUGAAAUGCAUAUACAGUCAGGCUGCAUCAGGGAUGUUAAAGACAUUACGAACUGUAUCAGUUAUUAACGUUUUUAUUUACCGUUUUAUUCAAACUAUUUACCGUUUUUUAGCAAAAAUUUACAAACUUAUUCUGUUUUUAGGUUCAGGAAUUCUCAUAGCCAUAAUUUCUCUUUGCAAAAAAAAAAUCGGAAUCGCCAUUUUGUAAAACGAGCCAAGAGCUUAUCACUCACUGUACUGGUAGCGCGAAGAAACUCAACAACGGACAAUAUACCUCGCAAUGUACGCACCCCAACCCUUGGUCCCAUCUUCAAUGAUGACCUACCCGCCACCAUUGUACCACAGACCCUCAGCCCGGUUCUCACUUUCGCCUUCCGCGGGAAACGGAGGCUCCGGAUGCCCGAAGAAUUACUACCAACACCACGUUACGAACCAUGCCGCUGCCGCCGCCGCUGCUAUGUACGCUGGAGGUGCAUAUGACGGGUUUCUGCAGAAUUAUGUCCCAACUGAUCCUUGCAAACAAGCGCUAAUGAUGGCAUCACAAGCAGCAGGGUUCACUGGAAUGGGAAACGACUACAAUGCUUGUUUAGACGACAGUAAGCCCACCAAGCAGCGCAGAGCACGUGCCAACUACAGCCAAUGGCAGCUCGAGGAAUUGGAGCGAGCGUUCCAUACAACACACUACCCCGAUAUUUUCAUGCGAGAAGCUCUGGCUCUAAGACUCGAUCUUAUAGAGGCUCGAAUACAG